Angiostrongylus costaricensis is the source of this 1290-nucleotide messenger RNA. Lineage: Eukaryota; Metazoa; Nematoda; Chromadorea; Rhabditida; Metastrongylidae. The record is from the annotation of a GenBank genome assembly.
AUGAACUUGGAGGACGGAACCAUCCAUCGUUUCCGAUCUAAGAAUACUGUUUUGGCCACAGGAGGAUAUGGGCGAGCAUACUUCUCCUGCACAUCAGCUCAUACCUGCACCGGUGAUGGCACUGCAUUAGUUGCACGUGCUGGAAUCAACAACACGGAUAUGGAAUUUGUCCAAUUUCAUCCCACUGGUAUUUAUGGUGCUGGAUGCCUCAUUACGGAAGGUUCCCGUGGUGAGGGUGGGUAUCUCAUUAAUUCGAAGGGAGAACGUUUCAUGGAGCGAUAUGCACCGAAUGCUAAGGAUCUUGCUUCUCGUGAUAUUGUAUCUCGUGCGAUGACCGUUGAAAUACUUGAAGGGCGUGGUGUAGGUCCAGAAAAAGAUCAUAUUUAUCUUCAGCUACAUCACCUUCCUGCCCAGCAGCUGCACGAAAGGCUUCCAGGUAUCUCUGAAACUGCCAUGAUUUUUGCUGAUGUUGACGUUACCAAAGAGCCUAUCCCAGUACUUCCAACUGUACAUUACUGCAUGGGCGGGAUUCCAACUAAUUAUAAAGGAGAGGUCAUACAGUACAGUAAAGAGAAAGGAGAUCAAAUUGUGCCUGGUCUAUAUGCCGCUGGCGAAUGUUCAGCUCAGUCUGUGCAUGGCGCUAACCGUCUUGGUGCAAAUUCUCUCCUAGAUCUCAUCAUUUUUGGAAGAGCUUGUGCGAUUACUAUCUUGGGACACACUAAGCCAGGAGUAGGUGUUCCCGAUCUUCCGAAGGAUGCCGGUGAAUCAUCGAUUGAUAACAUUGACUCUAUCCUACACAAGAAGGGUGGUACUCCGACUGCUCAAGUACGCCUGGAAAUGCAAAAAACUAUGCAAAAGCAUGCAGCCGUGUUCAGACGAGGGGAUAUUCUUCAGGAGGGUGUCAAGAAAGUGACAGAUAUCUACAAAAACUACGGAAAUCUUGAAGUUACUGAUAAAAGCCUGAUUUGGAACAGUGACCUCAUCGAGACAUUGGAACUCCAAAAUCUUCUUAUAAAUUCUAUUCAAACUAUUGUUGCUGCUGAGAACAGGAAAGAAUCUAGAGGAGCACACGCUCGUGACGAUUUUCCAACGCGUAUCGAUGAAUAUGAUUACAGCAAACCGAUAGAAGGUCAGAAAAAGAAGCCGUUAGAGGAGCACUGGCGCAAGCACACCAUGGUCACUUCCGAUAUUGAAACUGGAAAAGUGAGUCUCGCUUACCGUCCUGUAAUUGACACUACGCUCGACAAGAACGAGACUGAUUGGAUUCCUCCGAAAAUCCGUUCAUAUUGA